Strongylus vulgaris is the source of this 231-nucleotide messenger RNA. The record is from the annotation of a GenBank genome assembly. Lineage: Eukaryota; Metazoa; Nematoda; Chromadorea; Rhabditida; Strongylidae.
CUGAUAAUCACAACAGUUUGUGAUGUUUCCAAUUCUAGACAAUGGGCGGACAUCUCUCCAAUCGGUGGACGAGGGGGAUUCACUGGUUAUGGAAAUAGUGGCGGAGGCGCGACCGCCACUAACGGCUAUGAUUAUGGGAGCCAACAAGUGAAUGGAUACACUAUGCCACCACCGGGAUACGGGCAAACGAUGCAAUACACUACCUCUAACGGUGGACCGAUUCCUAGGUAA